GAACUUCGGGGCCACGGGCCUGCGAAAUUUUUGUGCGUGGCUGUUCGUCUCCCCUCCCGCCUCCCUCCCGAACGGAAGUCCUAGAACUACUGGAGUAGGGAGAAUAGUAUCGGGAUCAUGUUCUUUGGCAUUAAUCGAUUUCAUCUAUUCGUGCUGAUCACGUGGCAGUUCGCUAUAUUUUUUGCUUCACAACAAAUAUUCCCUAUAUUUUCUAAUUACGUGCCUAAAUGGCAGUGCGAUGAUGGUCCAGUGUCAAAGGAUUGCUCGAUCUACACUAGUUGCAAUGGGACUCUUAAUCACCCGAAUUCGCAAUUCUAUUCGGCAGCGUUGGAAUUUGGAUGGAUCUGCGGUAGCAAUGCUUACUUAGCAUCAUUAUUUUCUCAGAUUCAAUUUGCUGGAGUUCUCUGUGGAACAUUUUCCUUCGGCGCAAUGUCAGACAUUUUUGGAAGGAAACCUGUAGCAAUCACUGCUAUGUCUAUAGGAAUCUUCACAAACUUUGUGACAGGAUUGGCACCAACAUGGCAAAUCCUCAUGGCAAUCCGAUUCUUCCUCGGCUUAUCUAUUGGAGGAACGCUAGUCGUCGUUUGCACCUUUGUUAUGGAAAUGCUUCUGCCCCAUCAAAGAAUGGCUCUACGAGCGUUUUUCAAUUGGGGAGUGGCUCGAUUGAUGGUGACUCUAUUGUGCAUGAUUUUUCCUGAAUGGAGAGCAGCAAGCAUCGCAUGCGCUCUUACCGCACUUCCAGCACUUUUGAUUAUUAUCUUCGUUUUUCCAGAAAGCCCAACAUGGCUUCAUAAUAAGGGUCGACUGGAAGAGAUGCGAGCUGCUGAAAGAUAUAUCGCAAGAUUUGCUCGUGUUGAAUAUAAGCCUGUAAUACAUAAAAAGAUUGAACAUAACAAGUCACUUUGCGAGCUGCUGCAUACCGGUAACCUUCAUCGUCGUUUGUACACUCUGUGGACGAUGUGGUUUAUUGCUUCUGUUUGUGGCUAUGCAACUGAUUUGAAUUCAAACACCAUAAGCGGCGAUUUCUUCAUGAAUCAAAUCAUAUUCUCAAUUCUCAUUGCAGUUUCAAAAAUGGUUCUGGUCGCUGUCGACACAUUUGUUCCAUCGUUCAGCAGGCGCAUCCUUCACCAAGGAGCUCAAAGUGUUGUCUGCUUGUGUUUCCUCAUUCUGUUCUUCCUUACCUUGAAAGAGUAUCAGGGCAUCGCCACCUUAAUAAUCAACGUAACCGGAACAAUCUUCAUAGAAUACACGUGGGAUGCGUGCUAUCUCUGUGCGAUAGAAUCUAUGGAGACAUCAUGUCGAGCAAGUGCUACUGGUACUUGCUCCCUCAUAGCCCGUGUAGGCGCCAUAAUCGCACCUAUGCUAACGUAUGCCAACAUCUAUUGGCCACCAUCACUGUAUUUGACGGUUGUCAUCCUCGGACUCGUGAAUCUCACUGUGUCAUAUCUAUUCUUGGUUGAAACGAAGAAUGUAAAUCUUGACAGCGUCACGUUAACAGAGACUCCGACUUCUGAUGAAACACGCAUACUGGAGAAUGACGAUGCGAAGGAACUGUCUUAGAAAGCAAGACCAUGUCUUUAUACCAGAAAGAAGAAAUUGAAUGCAAACUUUGUCGUGAAUGUCAGAAACAUGAGAUUCGGUGCAUAUGCAAAACUAUGAAACACCAAUGCUUACUUUACAUAAAUCUUUG
Cylicocyclus nassatus is the source of this 1690-nucleotide messenger RNA. The record is from the annotation of a GenBank genome assembly. NCBI's taxonomy places the organism in Eukaryota, Metazoa, Nematoda, Chromadorea, Rhabditida, Strongylidae.